CAUGAUGCUUGUUUGCUUUCAAUGAGUGUGAGAAGGAGGCGGAGGAGGAAAAGGAGGAGGAGGCGAAGGAGGCGGGGGGAGCCAGUUCUCCCGUCCGGCCCGCGGCAGGAAACAAAGAGCCAGGCCGGCAGCUCAGAGACGGGGAUGCUGCAGUUACAGCUCUUCUAGUGGUCAGCCAUAUAUGGCUUCCAAUGUGGACUUGACUAGGAGUACUGCAAAUCUGAUGUCAGAGAGUGCAAAAUCCACAGAAGCAUGACAUUUCCUUAAUUCUCUGGCACACUUUUACUGGAAUGCCCAAAGAAAAGUACGAUCCACCUGAUCCACGGAGGAUGUACACAAUUAUGUCCUCAGAGGAAGCAGCCAAUGGGAAAAAAUCACACUGGGCAGAGUUGGAAAUAAGCGGAAAAGUAAGAAGCCUGAGUUCAUCCUUGUGGUCACUGACCCACUUGACAGCUUUGCAUCUCAGUGACAAUUCCUUAUCCCGUAUUCCUUCAGAUAUUGCCAAGCUUCAUAACUUGAUAUAUUUGGAUCUUUCAUCUAAUAAGAUUCGCAGUUUACCAGCUGAGCUCGGAAACAUGGUGUCACUCAGGGAACUCCAUUUAAAUAACAACCUGUUACGAGUUCUACCAUUUGAGCUGGGAAAACUGUUCCAGUUACAGACCUUGGGUUUGAAAGGAAACCCACUUACACAGGAUAUUCUGAAUCUUUAUCAGGAACCAGAUGGAACAAGAAGGCUACUGAAUUAUUUGCUUGAUAAUCUGGCAGGUACUGCAAAAAGAAUUUCAACAGAACAGCCUCCGCCCAGAUCUUGGAUUAUGCUGCAAGAACCGGAUCGGACAAGACCAACAGCUCUCUUCUCUGUUAUGUGUUACAAUGUUCUCUGUGAUAAAUAUGCUACUCGGCAGCUAUAUGGAUAUUGCCCGUCAUGGGCAUUGAACUGGGAAUACAGGAAAAAAGCUAUAAUGCAAGAGAUUUUAAGUUGUAAUGCUGACAUCAUAAGUCUUCAGGAGGUUGAAACUGAGCAGUACUACAGUUUUUUCCUAGCAGAAUUGAAAGAACGUGGGUACAAUGGAUUCUUUAGUCCAAAAUCCAGAGCUAGGACAAUGUCUGAACAAGAAAGAAAGCAUGUUGAUGGUUGUGCAAUAUUUUUUAAGACAGAAAAGUUCACCUUGGUUCAAAAACAUACUGUUGAAUUUAACCAAUUGGCUAUGGCAAACUCUGAAGGAUCGGAAGCAAUGCUGAACAGAGUCAUGACAAAAGAUAACAUUGGGGUUGCUGUGCUGUUAGAACUACGAAAGGAAUUAAUAGAAAUGUCAUCUGGCAAGCCAUACUCUGUAAUGGAUAAACAGCUGGUUCUGGUAGCAAAUGCACAUAUGCACUGGGACCCGGAAUAUUCUGAUGUGAAGCUGGUUCAGACAAUGAUGUUCCUUUCUGAAGUAAAGAACAUAAUUGACAAAGCCUCACGGAAUCUCAGGCCUGGUGCUUCAGGGGAACAUGCAACAAUUCCACUUGUACUAUGUGCAGAUUUGAAUUCUUUGCCAGAUUCUGGUGUGGUUGAAUAUUUGAGCACUGGUGGCGUAGAAACAAAUCAUAAAGAUUUUAAGGAACUGAGAUAUAAUGAAAGUCUCACUAACUUCAGUUAUAAUGGGAAAAAUGGAACUACCAAUGGAAGGAUUACUCAUGGUUUCAAGUUGAAGAGUGCCUAUGAGAAUGGUUUGAUGCCUUAUACAAAUUACACAUUUGAUUUCAAGGGUAUUAUUGAUUACAUCUUCUAUUCUAAACCUCAGCUGAAUAUUCUUGGCAUCUUAGGACCUUUGGAUCAUCAUUGGCUAAUAGAGAACAAUAUAAGCGGCUGUCCGCACCCGCUCAUUCCUUCUGACCACUUCUCACUUUUUGCACAACUGGAGCUGGUGCUGCCUUUCCUGCCCCCGGUAAAUGGAAUCCAUCUGCCUAGCAGGAGGUAGUCAAGUACAUUUUAGAGGACAACCUCAAUGUAAUUUGUAAAAUUGUAAAAUCUGAAUAUAGAGGAGUGAGGUAUGGCCAACAGGGAUCUUUCUUAAUGAUCUUAAUUUUAAAUCUAAUAAUUUGAUAAAGAAAUAGUAAAAGCCAGGUGCUAUCAGACACACAAUUCUGAGCCCAACAUGCUUUAUAUACUGUUAGACAGGGAUUGGUGCAUUGGCACCUUUCUUAGAUUUGUUACAAGUAAUCUGUUUGUUUUAUCCAAUGUAAUAAUUCAUGCCUUGAAAAUAGGGAAUUACUAUAAUAAAUUCUCUUUUGCACAGAUAUCUGUAGCACUACUUUUUGAGGCCAGUAGUUAAAAAUCAAAAGACCAUUCUUCCAUACUUCACUCCCUUCUUUUUCAGACUUGUUUGUUUGUAAAAUAUAGAAUUUGAAUUUAGCCUUUAUUGAUUGUAUAUGAACAACAGAAAACCUGAUUUAUGAGAUUUUGUACUUUAAAAAAAUCAGAUUUGGAAAAUGAUUGUAUUGUAAACUAAGGCUAAAUUUUUAUCUGUUUCAUGUGUUAUAAAGGCCAGCUUGUAAAAGAAGUUGCACCAGAUUUUCUCUGCUAAUGAUUUGCACUGUUAGGGCUUUUAGCCCAUAUGUACUACUUCAUUUUUUUAAUUGAGAACACUGCUUUUAAAUCUGAAUUUGCUAAAUUCAUAGUUAACAUGCAUCCAUUUCUUUUUUUUUCUUUUAACUUAAAGUGGCAACUUUCACUUGUUUUGGAACAGAUAAGCUAAGCAGUGUCUGAUUAGGCUUUGUGGAUGGAUAGCCCUCAUCAAUAUGAUCACUCUAACAUUUUUCUGUCAGAAGUGGGUCAGCAGAACAUUGUGUACAGCUCUUUAGUUUCUGUGUUGAGUCACCAAUUUCCUAUCUCCACUGUGCCUGCUUGAUUUUGUUCUCAAUUAGCACUGCCUGUGCAUGCAGAGGGAACCUGUGCAUCCUCUUUUAUUUUUAAAAAUAAUGUUAACAUUUUGUGAAAAUUUUAUGAAGAUACUUUUGUAUAAGCUGUGGCAUCUAUUUUUUUUUCUUUUGUGAAGCGUUGGAAUAUCACUUUUUUGAACAUGCUCAGAUGGUGGGUACACAAAUUCUAAGCUUCUGGUAUACCCCUGCACUGCUUCUUUCAAUGUCAUUGCAUAACGCUCUGUUUCUUUCCUAUCCUCACUCCCCCACUAAAUACCAUCAUGUGAAUUCCUUUUCAAUUUAACUGUAUUCCUCAGUCGCCAUUCCUUGAAGAUUAAGUGUACCGUCUUCUAUUUUAUGAAGCAGUGUAAUUAGAAAUGCAUUUUCAGUACAGGUUCCCUAGACAACAUUUCAGAUCAAUCAUUAAAGUGACCAAGUCCUUUUCUGUAAAAGUGUCAACAAAAAUAAAAUUGUGUACCCACAUAGUGCCAUUAGUGUUUGAAGGCCAUGUGUGUGUUUGUAUACACACACACAAUCUGUUCUAAAGGGGAAUUUUAUUGAAUCCUUAGCAGGCAUACCUUCAAUAUUACCUUAUAUAAAGAAAGAACUUGGUCAAACUGCUUUUGUUUCAACUGCAGGCAGAGAAAUAAAAGCUCGUUCUUGUAUUGAAAUUCUGAAAAUAAUGACUUAAAAAAAAAUUAAAAUGGAUCUUAAUAAUUGAAUAUUUUAUAAAGAGGAAAUUAUCUGCACUUAGAAGUGCUUAACCAUUUUGUUUUGAAGAGAACAAUAAAUUUGCUAUUCAUGUUUAAAACAUUUUAAAGUUUCAGUAGAAAAAGGGUAGAUCUUGAAUCCUUGUCUAGGACCUGAUUUUUUCUUUUGUUGUGUUUUUUUUCUGUUAUUCAAACACCAAACAUGUCCAGUUUAUAAUCAGUACAUCAGAAUGCUGGUAACAAUUGAUGUAGUAGAUUCAAUGAGUAGUGUUGGUUUUUUGUUCUUUUUUUUUUUGGUUGGGGUUAUUUUGUAAAAGUGUGAAUAAAAGGUGUUUUACUCAUCUUUCUUUAACAAUGUGUUGGUAAUGUAUGUCAUGACAAUUUUCUAUGGCAGUGGAACCAAUUUAGCUUGUCAUAUUUUGCAACUCUUUUGUUUCCUGAUCAUCUGGAUUAUUUAGUAGUAUGUCCAGAAAGCUUUAUAGAAGGGAAGCACUUAUACAUUUUAUAUUUCUUGGAAGGAGUUGAUUUUUUUCCAUUUAAGUUGGAGCUUGAGUGCACUUGGUAAAUCUUAAAGGUUUAAGCUUUACAAAUCUAUUUUCACCUUUAGUUGUUCAGUCUUAAAUACAUAUCUGUAUGAAUUUGUGGUAGCAUAUUCAAUGCUUACAAGCCUAUUCAGGUGCUCUUCUAUUCUUGCCUGGGCAUAUUGCAGUCUCGGAGCUGCUCAAUUUAAUUGUCUAUGUUUGGAUAAGAAGAUGAAGAAUGAGAUCUCACAAGAAACAAUAGAGCCCCUUUGGCAUCAGUGGACCUUUGGUCAGAUCCUGCAGCAAUGAAUUGAAGCUCACUUUGAGGAAAUAUUCUGCAACUUUGCUGAAUGAUAUGUUAAUUGCACCAAGUGUAAUACUAUUUUUAAGUAAUUUUCUGCAUCAAACAAAUCCAGACAUUUAAUAAAUAAAUGCAAUAAACUAUGUCUUCACAAAAUGCUGAUUUCCAGUAACUUUAACACUUUAUUUACUUAAGGUGGCUUUGGAUGUUGCCAUAAUAUAUGUUCAGUAUUUCUUAUUAAUGUAAUCACAUAUAUUAAAUCAAAAGCAGAGAGCAUUGCUGGGCAUGAGGUGUCCUCUCCCUGUCCCCUAGUUUAAGAAAAGAACCACAUAUAUCUGUUUGAUUCUGAAAUGCACAUACAUUCAGUUGUUACGAAACUUAAAUGGAAAAUAUACAAUGUUAGGGAUUCUGAAAUGUUAAGAUCACCGGGAAAAAUAUCUAGGAUAUGUGUGUAAUUAUUUUGUCCCUGUUUAUUUGUGGGUUUAAAAGAUACAAGUCUCCACUGUAAAACUAACCAUUCAGAAUACAGACUUGCACCCACUUAUGUAAAUCUCUGAUAAAAUUAUAUGAAUUUUGCUGUGGCUUAAGUAUAGAAUAGUAGGUUCAGAUGUCAAGUUCUCACUUCAUCCAUAGGACAAAGAACUCAAAGACAAAAUAAUUGCACUACCAUUUUUCAACAGAGUUAAUCACUGCAAAUUUCCAAGUCAAAUUUAUUGCUUAAGUAGUGAGUCUGUUUUAUUUUCCCAUCCAGCCUGACACAGUAUUUUAGUAUAUGUUAACUCCUGCUAUACUUUUCAGUUGUGUAAGCUUCUUUAAAAUGUAGGUAUCUUGGUAUGUUUAAGUAGUGUCUAAAUUUUAGAUAGUCUCUAUUCACAGUACUUCUGUAUAACGUGUAAUGCACUGGACUAACUCUUGUUUACCAUAUGUGUAACAAAAAAAAAAAACCAGCACAUCAUCUGCACUAAGCUCAAAGAAUGUUGCAUUUGUCUAUAGGCAGCUCUUCAAUAUGAUAAAUGGGAAAUUUAAUAUGGUCUGAUGGUAAACAAGGGCUUUUACUGUUCUCUUCAGUGGAACUUUCUUCUUGGUCAAAUUUUAACUAGCUAGUAUUAUAUUUAUAUACAGGGUUGUCUUUUUUUCUUUACCAAUGUAUUUUCCUACUCAUAGCUGACCAAUAAAUUCAAUAUCUGUUUCAAAUCUC
Messenger RNA from Candoia aspera, 5634 nucleotides. RefSeq names its product CCR4-NOT transcription complex subunit 6 (gene CNOT6). The transcript is spliced from 13 exons. Bases 291 to 1964 code for a protein of 557 amino acids. NCBI's taxonomy places the organism in Eukaryota, Metazoa, Chordata, Lepidosauria, Squamata, Candoiidae. Gene Ontology annotation, molecular function: protein binding; poly(A)-specific ribonuclease activity. Gene Ontology annotation, biological process: nuclear-transcribed mRNA poly(A) tail shortening. The record is from RefSeq and is a predicted model, not a curated record. Gene Ontology annotation, cellular component: cytoplasm; CCR4-NOT complex; nucleus.